Messenger RNA from Cololabis saira (Pacific saury), 1825 nucleotides. RefSeq names its product T cell leukemia translocation altered (gene tcta). NCBI's taxonomy places the organism in Eukaryota, Metazoa, Chordata, Actinopteri, Beloniformes, Belonidae. The record is from RefSeq and is a predicted model, not a curated record. The transcript has 3 exons. The coding region runs from base 136 to 441 and encodes 101 amino acids.
CGUCCAACAACACCAGUGUUACCGGGGGAGAUGCAGGACAGAUGUUACAAGCUGCCAAAACGAGCUGGUGUUUUUUAAAUGUUAGGUUCACAUCGGAUUACAGUGUUCUGGUAUUAACCCGAUAGACCAACAGCAAUGGAUGAGGCGUGGAGUUUUGAGUUCCUGUCCCGCAUCGCUGACAGCUGCGUGUCGUUCCUGUCCGAGUUCGUGGAGGACUGGCUCACCAACGACAUGAGAGUGUCCAUAUUCAAGAUCUUGUUCAGCUGGUUGAUUUUUAGCCUUAUUGCUAUUCACUUUGCUUGGAAAGUCUACGGGAAUACGGUGAAUGACAUGUAUUACCGACAAGGUACCGGGCAGAACGGCAGCACCCCCGACGCAGCUCCGCACCUCAGUGCAUGGGAGAGUAAAGCGGGUGAUAUUCCGAAAAGUCAUCGAGAAUAACAGGACACUGCUGUUUGGACUUUAUCCAGUUGAAGGCUGGACAGUUUAUUUAAGAGACACUGGACACAGACUUUUUUUUUUUUUUUCCGGUAAUAAAGCCACCGAAAAAUAGUCUUGAGAAAGGCUUUAUCUUUUGUCAUUCUCCAAGAGAAACAUUUUAGUUUUUGUACAUAUGAAGUACAUAUGAGAAAUGGUGUCAAAGAAACAGUUUUUUUGAGAUACUUUUACUUUUGCUUGCCAGCAGUGGUCACUGAGCACCACAUUUUCUCUACCAAGGAGACCAAAAUGUACUAUUUUUUUUUUCCUUUUUGAAAUUGAAGUGGCUUCAGUGCUAUUGUGAGACAUAUGCAUGGAUUUGUACUUGGUUUCAGUUGCAUAUAUGAAAGUUUUCAUUUCAAAAGCAAAUGUACUAUUAUACUUGACUGAAACGGUGUUUGAAGAAAAAAAAACAAUAAAAUGUGGUUUUGGUUCAUAGGAUUAUAUAGAUAGUUAUUUUGUUAAACUAAUUCAAUUAAUAGAAGUGGCUGAUCAGUGUUGUACAUCUGACUGAUCUGAUUUAUUUUUAUUUUUGCAGCGUACGGGUAAUUUCUCUUAUGAAUCACUGUCCUGCAUGCCUAAAUAUCACGACUUUUAAUGGGUCCAUAAAAGGAUCUAUCCCCUCUUUACUUUUGGGUCUUAAAAUAUUAAUUUACAAUAAAUUCCCAUGUGAAAAUGAAAAGAAAUGCAGCAGCAAAUAUAGUUAAUCUGGAGGUCUAAAUUGAGUGUGGUCCUUCCUGUCGGUUAGUCCUUGUGGUCCAGACCAGUUGCUGGACCAUCGUCAGUGACUGAUAAACUGCUUUUAACCUCCUUCCAACAAAAAAAAAUACAAAUUAAUCAAAGAGAGUAGACGAUCUAAGAACAAACAGCGUGGAUUAUACUGCCAAAUUCAUCCCAUUAACAGAAAGUCAUGAAUUUGUGAACUACAAAAAAAAUGACAUAACUGAUUUCUUGCCAAACAUAAAGAUCAAUUUUUAAUAAAUGUUUAAUGGAAACAUUUUGGAAAGAAUACGUAUAACAUUAAGAUGCUGAAUAUUCAAGAAAGGUACAUUAUGUGAUUGCUUGAUGAGUGAGACAUUACGCAUCUACCAACUUCUUAUGUUUAGUAUUCCUAAGCAUAAUUCAUAGACACAUCUUUACUGUACAGCAUGUGGAACACCAACAAAGAAAUGAUGAUAGGAAAUUUGCCACAUUUUCAAGGAAAAGCCAAGAAAAAACAUGCUGCUAAAGAUAAUGGGUUAGAUAAUUUAAAAAAAAGUUUGAAAUAUGCUGAGCUGAUGCAAUUGUUGCCAAAGAUGUUUAUUUCCUUGAGUUGGAUUAAAACUUGUGACAAGUACAUAUGUUUCCU